Messenger RNA from Argentina anserina (silverweed cinquefoil), 1178 nucleotides. RefSeq names its product tropinone reductase homolog At2g29290-like. The transcript has 5 exons. Gene Ontology annotation, molecular function: oxidoreductase activity. The coding region runs from base 55 to 891 and encodes 278 amino acids. Lineage: Eukaryota; Viridiplantae; Streptophyta; Magnoliopsida; Rosales; Rosaceae. The record is from RefSeq and is a predicted model, not a curated record.
CGAAAUUAGCAUAUUGGCCAUCAAGUAGAGGAGAGAAACAGAGAAGGCAACUGUAUGCAGAUGGCUCAAGAAAAUUAUCCUACCUGCAAUGAAAAAAGAGAUAGCAGAUGGUCUCUUCAGGGAAUGACUGCUCUUGUCACUGGAGGAACCAAAGGCAUCGGAUAUGCUAUUGUGGAGGAAUUGGCGAGUCUAGGUGCGAAAGUCCAUACUUGUGCUCGAAAUGAAGUCCAACUCAAUGAGCGUCUGAGUGGAUGGAAGACCAACGGUCUUCAUCAAGUCACUGGUUCGGUCUGUGAUAUGGCCUCAAAAUCCGAACGAGAGGAGCUCAUGAACGGGGUCUCAUCACUAUUCAAUGGAAAACUAGACAUCCUUAUAAACAAUGUGGGAACGACUAUAGUAAAGGCCACAACUGACUACACAGCUGAAGAUUACUCUUUCAUCAUGGGCACCAACCUUGAAUCAACUUAUAAUUUAUGCCAACUUGCACAUCCUCUCCUCAAAGCUUCAGGGGCUGGUAGCAUUGUUUUCAUAUCUUCCGUUGCUGGUGUGGUAUCACUUUUGGGAGCUGGUAGUAUCUAUGCAGCCAGUAAAGGAGCAAUCAACCAAUUGGCCAAAACCUUGGCUUGCGAGUGGGCAAAAGACAAUAUUAGGAUCAACAGUGUUGCACCUGGGUUCAUAAGAACCCCUAUGGCUAAAGAUCUUCUCAGUAACCAAUCGAUAGUUGAGGCUAUUAGCGAUCGAACACCUUUAGGACGCAUUGGCGAGCCAAAAGAGAUUUCUUCUUUGGUGGCAUUUUUGUGCUUACCUGCAGCUUCAUACAUAACUGGGCAGACUAUCUGCAUUGACGGAGGGGUGUCUGUUAAUGGCUUCACCUUAGGCCUUCCGGGCUAGGACCUUAUAUUCGAAACAACACAAAUUCGAUGAGUUUGUUUAUGGGCUACAAUGUAUUUAAAGAAACCGUGUGAUUUUGAUUAUAAAUAUAUAAAUAAAAAAUAUUAAUUUGUAACAAAAACAAAAAACACGAGAAUGAAAAACAAAUCAAGACUGUUGGCCUAUCUUUGAUGAAGGACUUGAGAGCCUAGGUAUCUAUGUUGUGUGGCCGGAAAUAUGAUAGUAAUGUCAAGUUUUUCCCUACGAAGUUCCAGUUCUAUAUUAUAGUUUUCAAUCCUGCUAGUCAA